Molecule: messenger RNA, 1681 nt
Organism: Protobothrops mucrosquamatus (brown spotted pit viper)
Lineage: Eukaryota; Metazoa; Chordata; Lepidosauria; Squamata; Viperidae
Product: phosphatidylinositol 3,4,5-trisphosphate 3-phosphatase TPTE2
Exons: 18
Coding region: 1-1527 (508 amino acids)
Biological process (GO): protein dephosphorylation; transmembrane transport; monoatomic ion transport
Cellular component (GO): cytosol; membrane
Molecular function (GO): protein tyrosine phosphatase activity; phosphatidylinositol-3,4,5-trisphosphate 3-phosphatase activity; monoatomic ion channel activity
Source: RefSeq, a predicted model, not a curated record
AUGUCAACUGUAAAAAUUGAAUUAGAAGGCUCCGUUCGAACUGAGCUAACCAAGGAAUCUGUAGAUACUCUUGAUGAUGGUGUUGAGGAAGAAGAUUCUGAUUCAGACUCAUGGACGAGCAAGAUGAAAAAGAAGAUAUCUCCAUGUGUGAUGUCUUUUGGAUUCAGAUUUUUUGGUGUGGUGCUUAUUUUUGUGGAUGUUUCACUUGUGAUUCUUUCUCUGGUGAUUGAUGAAGCACGCAAUUCUGUUGAAUACAUGAUUGGAAACCUCUCUUUGAGUAUAUCAUUAUUUUUCUUCAUAGAUGUAAUCCUGCGAGUGUUUAUUGAAGGAUUCAAAAACUACUUCAAAUCCAAAUUAAACAUUCUAGAUAGCAUCAUUGUUGUGGGUACAUUGUUGGUUGAUAUUGUAUAUAUUUCCUCUGACUUGGCUGGAAUAACUCUGCUUCCAAGAACAGUUGUCAUUCUUCGAAUGUUGAGGGUUAUAAUUCUGGUAAGAAUUUUUCGAUUGGCUGCUGAGGCAGAACGACUUGAAAAAGUGACUCGGAGGUUGGUCUCAGAAAAUAAAAGGCGUUACACAAGAGGUGGCUUUGACUUGGAUCUCACUUAUGUCACUGCUCGUGUUAUAGCAAUGUCGUUUCCAUCUUCUGGGCAGCAAGCUUUCUACAGGAAUCCUAUAUGGGAAGUUGCAAAGUUCUUGGACACAAAACAUGAAGACCACUACAAAGUCUACAAUCUUUGUAGUGAGCAGGGCUAUGACCCAGAGAUUUUCCAUUAUAGAGUGGAGCGGAUGUUUAUUGAUGACCACAAUGUUCCCACUUUGGCGGAGACGCUCAUAUUCACUGCCAAUGUGAGGCAAUGGAUGGAACAGGACAACCACAAUGUUAUAGCAAUACACUGUAAAGGUGGGAAAGGUAGGACUGGAACUAUGAUUUGCAUCUGGCUUAUUGACACCGGCCUGUUUAAGACUGCGCAGGAAAGUUUGGAGUACUUUGGUAAAAGAAGAACUGAUGAAACUACCAGCACUAAGUUUCAGGGUGUUGAAACGCCAUCACAGAGUAGAUAUGUAGAAUAUUAUGAAAUCUUGAAAUCGGAAUACAACCUGAUCCUCCCACCAGAGAAGCUUUUCAGAAUCAGAUGCAUAAAGCUCUAUGCUAUCCAAGGAGUUGGUAAGGGCAAUGGAACUGAUUUCAGAAUACAGAUAAUAAUGAAGAAGGAUGUAGCAUUUCAGUGCAUUUGUGCAACACUAAUGAACUGCAAGUUGUUCCUUGAUCAUGAAAAUGACCUGAUAGUAAUUGGUUUGAAAAACUGUCCUGUCAUCAGAAAUGAUGUGAAAGUCAGAUUUGAAGCUACUUCUGAUAUUCCAAAAGGCUACGAUGGCUGUGCUUUCUUUUUUUGGUUCCAUACAGCUUUUAUACAUGACUAUCAACUUUUCCUCACAAGAAAUGAAAUCGAUAACUUAAACAAGCCAAAGAUGUGGAAGAUGUUCAGAGAUAAUUUUGCUGUGGAGUUAAAUUUCACUGACCCAUGACUGAAGCAAGCAGAAACAGACUUAACUGGGAAUUGCAUAAUCAUUUAGUAACCUGGUUUUGCACCUGGUAUGGAAUUGUAUUUUGACACUACUCCUUCUCAGUGUUCAGAAUCACCUUGAAUGUAAAAAUAAAACUAAUGCCUAGUGCACUAUC